AGAUACGAACCUCAGCUUGUGAAAGUCACAGAAACUUAGGUAUCUACUAAGGAGACACAAGUUUAUUAAAAGUGUCAAAAAUAGAAACUUAUUAUAUUUAUUUCACAUGAAAUGUUUAAAAACGACGAUUUAUAAUGGGAAAAAUAGAUAAAAACAUCGUUAAUAUUUAGAUGUAGAUAAAAAUAAAACGAGUCUAAUUCAACUUAUGAUAAAACAUCACAUUAUUAUAAACAGCGAUCAAUUCCUUAGUGUAAUACCGAUAAUAUAUAAAAUGCACGAAAGCAUGGAUGAUAUAUGCAAAGCUAUAGAUGAAAAUUUAUUGCGAAAUCUGGAACUAAUGGAAGAGAAAAUUAAUCUGGAUUUGCGUUUUCGAUUUAUCAUUACUGAUUAAUCUACAAACUCACGCCAAAUUAUCAGAAGUUCAUCACUUUACCGUCGACAGCGCUGAGAUAGAAAUUCUUCAAAUCUUACAAAACUGCCUAUGUGUACCUAGUCUAUGUUUACAUCAUUGCCCUGCCCCCUGGCGUGACGCUACUGGAAGAUUAUCGGUCAAUUAUCAGUAGUGACGAUUUAUUAAACUAUAAUAAUGGCAGUUAAAGAGAAACAUUCAGAAAAUUCUACUGACGAAAUCGAAUGGAACGUCGAAAAUGAAAUUCAAUUAUUUUUUGCUAUGAAUGGACAUAAACCUGUUGGUGUGAAUAAAUAUUUCCACAUGAUUUGUAUAUGGGAAAAGUUUCGUGCUGCCACACACAAAGACAUACCAUUGAAAAUGAUUUGGGAUCAUUUGGAAUCUAUGUAUGACCUCAUAGCAUUGGACGAUAUGGAAGAUUUACCGUUCCCUAGUCAAGAAAUAGACUUUUGUUUACCUGAACAAGAAUUUUUGGGAACGAUUAAAGCUAGGAAAAAAGAAGAGCCAGAAUUUAAGCUGAAAGAACAAAGGGACAAAUAUAAGGAAAUGAAAAAAGAAAAAGAUGUUAAAGAUCUUAUGAAAAAAGAUACAAUACUUCGUGACCUUAAAGGGACUAAAGAUAUCGAUAAAAAGAAGGAAGAGUUUAAAAAAUAUGUUAAGGAUAUAGAAAUGAAAAAAGACAAACUUCGAGACAUGAAAGAUAUUCGGAAAGAUCAUAAAUCUUCAAAGGGGAGAACCAAAGGAAAAGAUGAUCUUGAAGAAACAGUGUCUAAUGGGAAGAAAGAACGCAAAGAUUCUGAUUCAGGCCGCGAAAGCUUAAAAAGAGGUCCAAAACGACCAACCAGGCAAAGUGUCGAUAGUACAUCUAAAGCAUCUCCAAGUCCACGUGAUACACCUCCACCAAAGCGAAGAAGGAUAUAACAAUUUCUGACAAAAUUGAGUUUGUUAUUUGUAUAUGCGAACACAGUUUGCAUCACAAACUUGAGACAAGAUGCUAUUCACGUAUCUAAUAUAUGUGAAACAUGUACAGACUUUUCUGAAAGAUUAUAUAUCUGUGAAAAGAUAGUUUUAUAAGAAGUUGCGCAUUUAUAUUUUGUAAAUAGAAUAUAUGCUACAUAAUGAAUUAUUAAUAAAAAUAUUAAGUAUU
This is a messenger RNA of Megalopta genalis, 1556 nucleotides long. It is a transcript of the gene MrgBP, whose product is annotated as MRG/MORF4L binding protein. The record is from RefSeq and is a predicted model, not a curated record. Gene Ontology annotation, biological process: regulation of transcription by RNA polymerase II. Lineage: Eukaryota; Metazoa; Arthropoda; Insecta; Hymenoptera; Halictidae. Gene Ontology annotation, cellular component: NuA4 histone acetyltransferase complex; nucleus.